Molecule: messenger RNA, 2265 nt
Organism: Fonsecaea erecta
Lineage: Eukaryota; Fungi; Ascomycota; Eurotiomycetes; Chaetothyriales; Herpotrichiellaceae
Exons: 3
Coding region: 1-2265 (754 amino acids)
Biological process (GO): regulation of DNA-templated transcription
Cellular component (GO): nucleus
Molecular function (GO): zinc ion binding; transcription cis-regulatory region binding; DNA-binding transcription factor activity, RNA polymerase II-specific
Source: RefSeq, a predicted model, not a curated record
AUGGCCAACAAAACCAAUCACGUAAAGAACGUCUGGAGAGCCUGUGAAUUCUGCCGGAAGCACAAAGUUCGCUGCGUACCCGCAAGAGAUUGUACGUCGGCUAAUCCGCAGGGUCACUGCCAGCGAUGCGCGGACGCGAACAGGCCAUGUCUUUUCACCCCGCCAACUCGUACCAAAGCGAAACGAUCUGACGUGAGGAUCAGAGAGCUGGAGAGGAAUGUCGAAGCGCUGACUGCUCUUCUGAGGAAUGGGCAAUCCACCGGUCCAUUCGGAAAUAGGGAGACAGAUACAAGACCGGUGUUGGAUGAGGCGGCGAGAGCGGUGGUAGAAGGAGCCGAUGGCGAAGUCGAAAGACCUCAGCCGGAGACCAGAAAACCGUGGCUGAAGAGGAAAAGACCAGUGUCUGGCGAAACAGACCUCGACCGUCAACGGCCAUCAAGUUCGCAGAUGGUUGACUCGGAAAAAUCGACAUCCACGCCCGGUGCUGGGGUCCUGGACGUUAUUGAUAGCGGCUUGCUGUCCAUCCGCACAGCGACCGAGCUCUUCAAUCGCUACGUCAACGACCUGGCACCUCAUCGACCCAUUGUCGUCUUCCCGCCGGAGACUGACCUCAACUGCUUGCGAACCCAGAAACCGACUCUGGCUCUUGCAAUUCUGGCUGUUGCUGCGGGGACUGUGGACCAGCAUCUUGCCAAAACGCUCAACACUCGAAUCAAGCAGGUGUAUGCGGACCGUGUGAUGGUCCAGGGAGAGAAGUCCCUGGAAUUGAUCCAGAGCCUCCUAGUCACCGCGAAUUGGUACCACUCCCCCGAGAGUUUCGACGAGUUGAAGUUCUAUCAGUACCUCCACCUUGCCGGCGCCAUGGCCAUUUACAUUGGUCUUGGUGAAGUCAGCUCCACGGGCACGAAAUGGGCCGAAGUAAGGCCUGGAUCGGUACUUCGAAAAGGUAACCACGGGCUCGAAGUGGACAAGGGCUGUAUCGAAAGUCGAAGGACACUGUUGGCCUGCUACUUGUGCUGUGCCAGCGUCUCACUCGGUUUUCAUCGACUCAACAUGUUCCCCUUUACCACGCACAUGGCUGAAAGUCUCGAGAUUCUUGAGACCUCUCCCUGUGCCGCCCCCACUGAUCCUCGUCUUGUCGCGUGGAUUCGCCUUCAGCUUAUUAUGGAUACGUCCGCCCCCUCUCUUGGUCUAAACAACACCGGCAAUGAGAUCAGUCUCGCAGACCAGCAAAUCCAGCUAGCACUCAAAAACUGUUCGAAGCAACUCAAAUCAUGGGAGAAGCAUACCGUUUUUCCCGUAAUGAAUGAAACCCUCUCCAUCAAUUACCAUUACUUCACCUGCAUCCUCCACGAAAUCGGCUUCUACGGCGAAUUCGACCCGGAAGACUUCAAACCCCCCUACACAAUCAGCAAGUUCCGUCCAGCCACUUUCCCUAAAUAUAGCAACUUCACUCCAAUCCAUCUCUCCUCCAUCACGACAUGCUUAUCUUCAGCACGUACCAUUCUCGAUACAAUGCUUCGGAUGACAACACACCAACUCCGAUGCAGCCCUUGCAUAGUGUUUGCUCGCAUGUGCUAUGCUGUAGUGCUUCUCCUCAAGAUCUCCCUUUCGGCGUCAUCCACAGAAGGUGCGCUCAACGGCGUCUGCGAUUUCGAUAUGACGAAUGUGGGAACGUAUCUUGAGCAGCUCGAGUUCAAACUGAGAGAGAUAGCCAACGGACAGAUCCUCCGAUCGGGAGCAACGUUCCUGGGCGUGGUCGCCAAGCUCGGCGAAUGGUAUCGAAAGCAUCAGUUGAAUGAAGAACUAAGGCGGGACUCGCCGAACAUGGACGCGGAUGAAUUUGAGCUUGUCGAGCCGUUGAAGCAUCUUUACGUUUCAAUGCCCCAUACUCCUCCCGAUGAUGGAAGUAGUUCUCUGACCACGACCGCCACGGGCUCCAAGUCGGCGAGUGCAGCCCAGGACACUGCAGGUGAGCCACAUCGUGACCCCUUUUCGCUCAACAAUAUCCCCGCCGUUAUCGACGAUGACUUCCAAGACCUUCAAAUAACCGCCUUCUACCCAUCCCAAGACGACACCAUGUUCAGCUUCGAUUCCAGCGGCCUUUCCUUCCCGUCCAUCCGUCAACAUGAAGUCGCUUGCACUAUUUCAAACACGAACAAUAUCCAGGCGGAUGUGGACGGCAUGGCCAUUGGUGUCAACGUCGAUGCUGACCAGCAUGCGUGGAAUAUGGACGCCUUUCUGGAAUAUGGAUGCCUUUCUUGA